GCUGAUAUCGCCACGCAGAGGUACGACGCUCGCGGGAGUGUGGACACCGCGCCCGAGGCCUCCGUCCCAGUCGAGCAGCGCGACAGCUUCGGUUUCAGCCAGUUGCAGCUACACGACCUAGACAGCUUGGAGAACGCGCUGGGCCAGGAGAUCCCCGACGGAGCCACGCUGGUGGAGAGCGACACGGCGACGGUGAGCGACCCAGCCACGAUCCCAGCUGACAUCAGCCAGCUCCGCGCAGCAGCAUUCCGCCAGAAGCGCGCUGCAGAUGCUGGACCAAUCGCCGACCCGGUCAACGUCGCACAGACGCCCCACUGCUCGGAGGUUGCCACGGCCGCCGAGACUGUGCAUCCGGUCGAUGAGCAUGGAUCCCCUACCGCCAGGCUGCGACUGAAAGCCAAGACGGUAUCCCCACCCGCACCAGCUGAUGCCGCGGCGGUCACUGCGACGCGAGCCAAGCUCGAGGCGGAGAUCAUUGACCUCGAGGAGCAGCCGCUGGAGAUCCUUUGUCACAGCCAGGACCACGCAGAGGCGGCGCUGGCGGAUGCGCAGAUGUAUCGGGAGCAGCAGAAGGCAGAGCUGGUCGCCAAGCUUGCAGAGCAGCAUCGACUAGAGAAGCUGGCGAGGGUGAGGGAGGCCAAGAUGCAGCGAGCUGACCCUUCUAAUCGCAGGCUGCUGGACACACCGAGUUCGGAUGACGAUGCUGUUGAGCAAGCCUCAUCUAGGCAUGCUGCCGUCAAGAAGCUGCGCGAGCUUGGUGCAUCGAUCGGGCGGCCGACAUCAGGGGACAGCGCCGCGUGCGACAGCACCGCCGAGCGCAAGAACGUGGCCGAGAAGCUCAACGAGGAAUUUCGCAAGGUGUCGCAGAAGCUCAGCAGCGUGGACUCCUUCGAAGCUUGCGAGGACGGGCUCAAGGCAUUCUGGGGGGGCUCGGUGAUCCAGAAGUUGAGGAGUCUGCAGGCGGACAGCAAGGGCGACAAGGCGCCUGCCACCGCCGACGGCGACAUGUCCAAGGAUGACGCCGAGAAGAUGUGGUACGAGCUGAAGGAAAAGGGGUUCAACUUUGGAACGGCAAAGGGGCUGUCGGAGCUCAAGUGCGACUACGCAGCGCAGAAGGGCUGGACCAACAAGGCUGUACUUCGGCAGCGGUGGUGCGAGGAUGAGUUCAAGAAGUGGGAGUCCAUCCACAAGUACGUUGCCUCCAAUGAGCACAGCAAGGAGGAC
Messenger RNA from Prorocentrum cordatum, 1224 nucleotides. Lineage: Eukaryota; Dinophyceae; Prorocentrales; Prorocentraceae. The record is from the annotation of a GenBank genome assembly.